Messenger RNA from Mya arenaria, 3814 nucleotides. RefSeq names its product hemicentin-1-like. The record is from RefSeq and is a predicted model, not a curated record. The transcript is spliced from 17 exons. The coding region runs from base 22 to 3615 and encodes 1197 amino acids. Gene Ontology annotation, molecular function: cell adhesion molecule binding. Gene Ontology annotation, cellular component: cell-cell junction. Lineage: Eukaryota; Metazoa; Mollusca; Bivalvia; Myida; Myidae. Gene Ontology annotation, biological process: cell-cell adhesion.
UUUAACAAACUACUGAAGUACAUGUAUGUACCAUUCAUAAUGAAUAAUACUCCAGUUAUGUCAAGUUUACACUUUAGAAUUACCUUUGUGAUAGUUAUAGUUUGCAGGAUAUACAUAGGUGCUGAUGGUUCCGUUACCAUAAGUUCAUCUGCAGCGACUGUUCCGGAGGGGUCAUCACUGACAUUAACAUGCACGUAUACUGGAAUUGAUCAGCUGUUUUUAAUAAGAUGGACAAACAAUGGCAAUAAUUCGACACAAAAAUUCGAUAUAACAAUCAGACAACCUGAACCAUGUUCAAUAUUUGGAAAACCUGGUUUCAACGAAACUCUCUUCACCUUCACCUGCCUCACGCUGACUAUUUUAAAUGUGACACGGGAUUAUCAGAACGACAACUUUACGUGCAACGCAAAUUCGAAUAUAAACAGUGGCAAUAGUGUGAUCGUCAGUGUGUCAGUGUCAAUAUCAGAAGUAGUUUUUACAUCACCGACAGCUGCAAAUGCCACUGUCAUCACGGGCUCACCAAAGCAAUUCACGUGUCGUACAUCAGAGGGUAUUCCACAACCAACGGUGGAGUGGUAUAAAACCUCUAGUAGCAGCUGUACUAGGAAUGGCGUCAAGAUUAUAAAUUCCAUAUCCAGUUCACCGUCUGAAAGCAAUGGUCUUAUACAGGUGGAAAGUUCACUGUUAUUCACGGCAUCCAGUUUUGAUAAUAAUCUCUGGAUUUGCUGCGCGGCAAGUAAUAUCAACUCUCAGUGGAAACUGUCAGGAACGAAGCUUCUAGACGUAAGAUAUCCUCCACCUAAUCCGCCAGUGAUUGACAACUUCAACACACUAACGGACUACCAGAUGAUAGAAAAUAGCACCGAACGGCUGACAUGUAGAAGUACUGGAGGAAAUCCGCUUGCCAGCCUUGCGUGGAGCUGUUACAAUGGCACCGAGUCAAACCCUAACAUAAACGGCAGUUCAGUCAGUCGUUCUGUACAGUUCACAGCGCGGCGUAACCAAGACAACACAUGCACGUGUACUGCCACGCAUGAGGCGGGACCGUUGCAACAGGCUACAAUGGACGUCAAUAUCAUGUAUCCCCCUUCAACACCGGAAUUCAAAGUGGACGGUACACCAGUGGGCGUCGCAAUUAGCAUAAUUAAAGACAGUUCUCAGACGGUGACGUGUCACAGUUUUGGAAAUCCUUAUCCGUCUACAAACGAUUUCACAUGGACAAAAGGAAGUGCCGUUGUUAGUUCCAACUCAGUUUUAAGCUGGACCGGCGGAAUCAGAAUUCAGGACGGAGGCAGUUACAAAUGUACCGUUACAAGAACGAUGACACCUUCGGAUACCAGCAAACCUCCAGUUACAACAGAGGUAUCUUCGGAUGUCACCAUGGAUGUACUAUACGCCCCGUCCACACCAGAAAUACGAAUGAACACUUUGAAUGGAGACGUGAUAACGGACCAGAUCACAGUUGUGUUUAACAGGCAGUUUGACUUGGCGUGCAAGGCGAAAGCGCAUCCAACCGCAAGUUACAGUUGGACAGGCGGCUCGAGAACAGUUCACACACAUAUUCUACAGGACACCAUUAGCACAAAAACAAACACGUCAAGGACUUGUACAGCCCAUAAUGUGCUGAAACCGUCUGUCGGAAUUGAGCAGACCCCAUCCUCGUCAGCUUCUAUAGCUGUGUAUAUACAUUACCCACCCGAGUCUGUCACUCUACGGCACACAACAGAAAAUGGUAACAUGGUUUUAUCCAAAUAUAACAUCAUGGAAAGAACAAACUUGAAGCUAUUUUGCGAUAGUCAAAGCAACCCAUCAUCAGCAUUUUCCUGGACUGGAUCGAACCUACAGCAGACUGGAAGUGUUCUUCUCCGCAGUAAUAUAAGCAGAUCGGAGAAGGGUCAUUUGUCGUGUACGGCUAGAAACACAAUGACGCAUAUGGGCCAGGCUGUGGAAGGGGUGUCGUCUGCAAAUAUUACACUCAACAUUCUCUAUUCGCCCCGGUUGCAUCAACUUUCCAGGCUUAGCGCCAUGGAAGGUGAACAAUUAACUCUGAAAUGUGAAUACGAGCCAGGAUACCCAACAGAAACAACAGUCGUAAUUGAUCGGUUAUAUAACCGGAUUACCUGGACCGGAGGGACACAUAUCAUUCCAUCGCUGAACAGAAGCGAUGCUGGUAUAUACAGAUGCACAGUUCGUAACAUCAUGCAGCCAACGCGACAACAGAAUGAAAUCGUUGGAGAGGAUACAGGCAUUUUCCAGAUUAACGUAUGGUACAAAACUUCUGUGUCCAAGUUUGGUUUAACCAGUCAUCCCGACGCGAAUAAUGUUACUGUUGUUGAAAACACAACGCUCAACUUCUACUGUGAAGUUGACAGUAACCCAAACUCCACCAUUAUAUUUGAAAGAUUGGACAGGAUACAGAACAACGCUACUCUAAAAAGGAAAGACGGGUUUCUUAAUCUCGCAUUUGAUGUUCAACAAGCUGGCUGUCUUGAUACAGCAAGUUACUAUUGUCUCGGGUAUAACAACUACACAGAGAUUGAGGCGGCACCAAGAAAACAAAUAAACGUUUAUGUUCGAUGUUCACCAAGAGCAUCAGGAGGUCAACAGGAAAGCAAUGUUACCGGGAUCAUUGGCGGAAAUGCGACGUUUUCGUUUCAUCUAGUGGCAUAUCCUGUACCGAACAAAGACGGAUAUGUAUGGUACAAAUGGAACGGGACAACGUAUUCUCAAGUUCACAACAGUGACAAAUACACUGUCAACAAUGCCGGUUUAUCUACAAUAUUUACCAUCAAUGCUAUUGAAAAAAAAGAUUUUUCAACCUAUCUGCUAACGGUGUCGAAUGGAAUUAAUCCAGACUUCAACAAAAUAUUCAACUUAAGUCUUCAAGAAGUCCCUCAGUGUCCAACUGGUUUAACAUACAGUGCAACGACAUCGUCUUCAGCUACUAUCGGGUGGAUCAGUCACUUCAAUGGUGGACUUAAGCAAACAUUUAUUAUUUUGUACAAAAUGAUUAAAAGUUCGGAAUACUUGGUUCUAACGGAAGAUGAGCUUGACCAGAAGAUACAGUACAAAAUAAUACUUAAAGGAUUAAACGAUGGAUCGACGUACAAUGUCAUUUUAUUCUCAAGAAACGAAAAAGGAAACUGUAAACAAAAUUCUUCACUCCAAUUCGACACUGAACUACUUGUCGAAUCACCACCUGGAACCACUGGAAUUAUAAUUGGUGGAACAACUGGGGGAAUAGUGGCAGCGAUUAUUCUGGUGAUAGUUGUGGUCUUUGUUUUGAGACGAAAGUACAACAUUGACUGUUUGUGUUCAAUAAAACUAUCUCGGAAAGAUCUGUAUCAUGAUGCAACCACAAAUAAAACAAUAGAUACACAAGGAGGUGAUACUCGUGGGUAUAACGCAUCUCAGACCUAUGAAGAUAUUUCCAUGGUAACGGAUAAAUCCCCAUACGCUGCUCUUGAUAUUGGCGACAAUGGUCUCGGCAAUGUGCACGUGUACACGCCAUUGGACGCGCCUGGUUCAAAGACACAUGUUUCGUACGAAAAUGUUAAAGAUGAUCCCGUUUACAACAACACAGUGCUGAAGAACCCGGCACAGUCUGUGCUUUAGAUAAGUUAGUGGUAGCUAUAAAGCAUAAGGCUGUAUGAUGACGUAAGAAGGAGUGAAGUUUUAGGGGUUUUGUACUUUUUCUUGCCUAUGAAACAUUCAUUAUAUUGUAAAGCGAUGCUGAACCAUUCUUUGUUGAGGAUAUCAAAGCAAUGAAGUAUUUGGAGUUAUGAAACUACUUUUUAAUUUGCAGGAUUCCAUU